Cydia pomonella (codling moth) is the source of this 1770-nucleotide messenger RNA. RefSeq names its product zinc finger protein 502-like. Gene Ontology annotation, molecular function: RNA polymerase II transcription regulatory region sequence-specific DNA binding; DNA-binding transcription factor activity, RNA polymerase II-specific. Gene Ontology annotation, cellular component: nucleus. Gene Ontology annotation, biological process: regulation of transcription by RNA polymerase II. The coding region runs from base 204 to 1478 and encodes 424 amino acids. NCBI's taxonomy places the organism in Eukaryota, Metazoa, Arthropoda, Insecta, Lepidoptera, Tortricidae. The transcript is spliced from 3 exons. The record is from RefSeq and is a predicted model, not a curated record.
UGGAGAAAUGUCAAAAAUAGUCAAAAUGACAUUUAAUUUAUUUUAUAAUUGAAUUUAGAAAAGUUGAUGCCUAGAAGAAGUUUUCUAGCGAAACAUUGAUUGAUAGUUUUCUAGCGUAACAUUCGGAGCUUUAGCUCGUGUUUUAGUAUGCAUUUGAAACAAAAUCCUAUUUGAAAAAAUAUACUACCGUUAUUUACGUAACUAUGGAGUCGUCAGUGUUACAAACCGCAGAGAGUGUUCGCGUCAAGGUUGAACCCUGUGAGGAUGUGUGUAUAACAGAUGAGCCCACGUUCGAGGGAGUGUUUGUGAAAGUUGAGCCGUUGGAUGAUGUGUGUUUAACAGACGAGCCCAGAUGCGAGGUUGAGUCGAUAAAAGCCGAGCCUUCGUGCUCAGAUGUGUGUGUAAAAGACGAGUCGCUCGGCGUGAGCGCGGCAGCGGCACUGUACGCCGAUCACGCCGUGAAAGAUGAGCUCGUGCUCGGCCCCGAGCUAGUGGAGCGGCGCCGCGUACCCCUCACAUCAAUAGGGCAAUAUUCACAGAAGAAUCCAAGCGGCAGAUGCGGAACUUACCAAUGUGCCCACUGUAAAUAUGCAACAACUGUGAAGUCACGGUUAAUAAGGCAUUUGAUGAAACAUACCAAUGAGAAGCCAUACAAAUGUGGUCAAUGUAGCUACGCUGGUAGCCAAAAAGUUCAUUUGCAAAUUCAUAUAAGAAGACACACUGGUGAAAAACCAUACAAAUGUGACCAGUGUAAUUAUGCUAGUGCCCGCAACGGGGAUUUACUAAGUCAUAAACGAAAACACCAUGGGGAUAUAUAUGCUAGUACUUAUAAAUAUCAUUUGCAAAAACAUAUAAGGACACAUAUAAGAAAACAUGAAACAUAUAAGAAACCUUACCAGUGUGACCAAUGUAAUUAUACCUGCAAACAAAAAGGUCAUUUGCAAGAUCAUGUAAGACAACACACUGGUGAAAAACCUUUCAGAUGUAGCCAGUGCAGUUUUGCUAGUGCCUACAAAGGAAAUUUACGAGUUCAUGAAAGGACACAUAGUAGUAUUACGAAUGAGAAACCGUACCGGUGUGACCAGUGUAGCUAUUCUAGCACACGUAAAUCCCUUUUGCAACGGCAUGUAAGGAGACACACUGGGGAAAAGCCAUACAAAUGUGUGCAGUGUAAUUAUGCUAGUGCACGUAAAUAUAGUCUAUUAAUACAUAUACGCAAACACACUGAUGAAAAGCCUUACAAAUGUGGCCAGUGUAGUUAUGCUAGUGCCCACCAAGGUCAUUUACGAGAACAUGAAAAGACACAUACUAAUGAGAAAUCUUACCAGUGCGACCAAUGUGAUUAUGCCUGCAACCGAAAAUUUCAUUUGCAGGAACAUAUAUGGAGACAUGCUGGUUUAAAACCUUACAAGUGCGACCAGUGCAGUUUUGCUACUACUUACAAAAAAAGUAUACGAGCCCAUAAAACCAGACACUAAUUAAAUAAAAUUGGAUACUUUACAAGUCAUUUUUUUACCAGAUCUCGAGCAAAGCCACAUUCGAUGGAGCGCACUGGAAGGAGCCGGUGACAACUAAGCAAGGAUACGGAGACACAAUAACAUUGCUUCGAUCAAAUAUAAAGCGAGCGUGAAACUCCCCCGCGUAAUUUUAAAAAGAGAAUUUUCUAAAUCAAUUCACUUAGAGGGACAUGUACUAACGCUCACUGGAGAUACACCACACCACUGUGAAAUAUGUAACAACAAUUCAGACAAUUAUAAAAUUCAAAGACAA